This is a messenger RNA of Gossypium arboreum, 471 nucleotides long. RefSeq lists its product as uncharacterized. Bases 1 to 471 code for a protein of 156 amino acids. The record is from RefSeq and is a predicted model, not a curated record. Lineage: Eukaryota; Viridiplantae; Streptophyta; Magnoliopsida; Malvales; Malvaceae. The transcript has a single exon.
AUGUCACCUUACCUACUUGUUUUCGGCAAACCUUGCCACUUGCCUGUCGAACUCGAGCAUAGGGCAUUUUGGGCGGUGAAGGAAUGUAAUAUGGAGAUGAACGCUGUUGGUGAAGCACGGAAACUACAUAUCCAAGAGCUUGAGGAGAUUCGCCACAAUGCUUACGAUAGCGCACAAAAUUAUAAAGAGCGAACAAAAGCAUUUCAUGACAAGCACAUUUCAUUUAAAUCAUUUUCCGUUGGGAAAAAAGUUCUCCUAUUUAACUCAAAAUUAAAAAUUUUUGCAGGAAAACUUAAGUCCAAGUGGAGCGGACCAUUUACCGUGAUCAAUGUUUUUCCUCAUGGAGCUAUAGAAAUUGAAGAUAGCUCAGGUGCACAGUUUAAAGUUAAUGGACAACGGCUAAAACCUUUUUUCGAGAGCACACCAAUCGGACUAAUUGAAGAAAUCGGGUUGGAAGAGCCAAAAAUCUGA